AUGCACUCUUCUCCCACUCGGCUGCAUCGUGAACUCUCCCACGUUAGCCCCGUUGCAGACGGUCAUGAUUCUCUCGCCGUUGACCUCUUCUGGAAAUUCCAGUCGGGCCUUGGUCUGAGCGAGCAUCAAAGCGACGAUGCCAUUCUAACAACCACCAGCAACCAUGGGUGGGAGGGGUGUCGGAAACCCCACGUUGGCUGAGAGCACGGCACGGCUUCUGAGACGGGGAGACCAGACCAGCUCAGCCUCAU
This is a messenger RNA of Colletotrichum destructivum, 251 nucleotides long. RefSeq lists its product as uncharacterized. NCBI's taxonomy places the organism in Eukaryota, Fungi, Ascomycota, Sordariomycetes, Glomerellales, Glomerellaceae. The record is from RefSeq and is a predicted model, not a curated record. The transcript has a single exon. The coding region runs from base 1 to 201 and encodes 66 amino acids.